CCUCAUGAAACCUGACUCUUGAUGCUGGUGCCAUAUGGCGCCAUGGUGUUUUUUGCCACAGGAUGCUACCUAUCGACGGUGGUAGCAGUUGCAGUUGACUACUUUGACAGCUUUCACGGCCUUGAGUCCGACUUUGGACAGGAUGAGUUGUAUGGUUAUGGAAGCGGCUUUCGGGACAGACGAGGUCCAAGUGUUUAUGAUGACUACUUUGGUGGGCCUUAUGGCUCGUUCGGGAACUUUCAACAAGCUGACCGCAAGGAGUCAGGCAAAGAUGAUUGCUCUCGGAUUGAAGCCGAUGGGAUUCCCUUGGCUGACUUGCUGCGAGAGGCUGCCGAGAACCUUCCGCAAAACUUGUUGGAGACACCCGAGCAAGUUCUUGAGUUGGUGAAGUUCUUCUCCAGCCAGGAGCAGCGAGUCUUUCUUCUGGCGCACUGUCCGCAAGCUGUAGUCCUUUCCAGUAUUUUGCAGGUCGAGUUUGAGGUUGCCAAAAUGUCAGCAGGCCACUGGAGAGACACGUUGACAGAACUGACAGAACAUCCUGUCCAAAGUGACAUCUGGAAGCAGACAGUUGCAACCCUCAGCGAGAUUCUGCAGACAGCACCCACGCUGAGGAGCCCAUACAAGGCACCUCCGAUUUGGACCGGAAAGCCAUGGGGCGACGUUUUGGGUGCUGCGCAGCACCGGACUGGACUUCUUCUUUUCCCAGUAGGUGAGCAGCAGUUCCACGUUGAUUUUGUUCCUGCUGCGAAUUGGUCUAUUUGGGCCAAUCGUCGCUGUCGAGGGCGCAGGGACUUGGGCAAUCUUCAGGGCGUGCCGUUGGGCACGUGCAUUCAGAAAUGCUCUCAGCACCCUUCUUGCAGGUCUGCCACCUUCUGGCACUGGCAGCCUGGGGGUAUGGGCUUUGAUCAACGAUGCUUUUUGUCUUCAUCCUGCACCUAUCAACUCUCCACAGAUGAAGGUGCCGAGGGAGCCUUUCUGUUCGAGAAACUUGCUUCCCUAUCACCAUUGGAGCAGGAGUUGGUGCAUGAAACGAUCCGAUCACCCAGUGCUGACUGGGCGCCCAGGGCUGGCCACCAAGUAGUGGCAGUUCGCACUGACAAUGGGACGCGCUUAGUGCUGAUGGGUGGCAUUGGUGUCAAUCCUUUUGCCAACACCACAGCGGAAGAAGAUGGGAAGAGCAAGCCCGCUCAGGAUAGCAAGCGACAAGGCAAGCUCAAUGAGAAAAAGCAGAAAGCCGGCAAAGGAAAAGGAUCUGCAACCAGAGCAGAAACCCGAUCAAGAAGGACCGCCAAUGCAACUGGGAGGCUAGAUGUUGUUCAAGCAUACUUAUCUCGCCAUGUUGAGCUGAGUGGUGAGCUUCCACCUCUUCGUUCUCUACCGUAUGGCAGGCUUGGGGACGUCUGGUGGAGCGAGGAUGAGGGCGCCACGUGGAACAUGGCCCAGCAAGUUGCUCCAUGGGGUCCAAGAGCUUUCUUUGGAUCUGUGGCGAGUGAAAACCACCUGCUGGUCUUCGGUGGCAUCAAGAAUCUUGAGGUGACAUCCAACAGCAGUCUUGAUGAUCUUGGGCGGCAGUACGUCAACGACGUGUGGUAUGCUUCCUUCCCUGAGCUUCAAUGGCACGAGCUUCCGUUGGCACCUUGGGAACCUCGAGCUGGUUUCCAGGCUUUGGCCCGAUCUCUGGAUGCCGUGGGCGAGGAAAUUAUUCUUCUUGGGGGCCGGUUGGAGAAUGGCAACCUCAAAAACGAUGUUUGGUCGCUGAUGAUAGAGCUUCCAAGGCAGUCCAGUACCUCAACAUGGAGGUUGCUCACAAAAUCGGCUGAGUGGUCUCCUCGUGCAGACUUUGCGUGCACUUUCACUCAGCCGAGAAGUGUUUGGGUCUUUGGAGGAAGCAAUCAGGAUGGGAGAGCCCUAGCAGAUGCCUGGUAUAGCACUGAUGGUGUGUCCUGGUUCCAGGCACAAGCUGCGGCUUCCUGGGGGCCACGAAUUGGUGCAACUGCUGUCACAUUGCAAUGGCAGG
Durusdinium trenchii is the source of this 2017-nucleotide messenger RNA. The record is from the annotation of a GenBank genome assembly. NCBI's taxonomy places the organism in Eukaryota, Dinophyceae, Suessiales, Symbiodiniaceae.